Struthio camelus australis is the source of this 3133-nucleotide messenger RNA. The record is from RefSeq and is a predicted model, not a curated record. NCBI's taxonomy places the organism in Eukaryota, Metazoa, Chordata, Aves, Struthioniformes, Struthionidae.
UUUUGUUCCUGUAAAGAGACUGACAGCUCACAGAUGCUCCUGGGAGUCCCUGCUGCAUUGCCGUGAAGACAGACUCUUACUGUGAUCUUCAAGAGAAGAUAAGGUGUAGUGUCUCUGCAGGAGGCCUAAUUGCUGAUGUUUUGAAGUACUCCCUAAAUUCAUGAGAUGGCCAACACCACCCAAAUCUCCAAGGAUGAGCUGGAGGAGCUCAAGGAGGCCUUUGCCAAAGUUGACCUCAACAGCAAUGGGUUCAUCUGCGACUACGAGUUGCACGAGCUCUUCAAGGAAGCCAACCUGCCUCUCCCUGGGUACAAAGUGAGAGAGAUCAUCCAGAAGCUCAUGAUCGACAGCGACAAGAAUAAAGAUGGGAAGAUUAGCUUUGAAGAGUUUGUCUAUAUUUUCCAAGAGGUGAAAAGCAGUGAUAUCGCUAAAACUUUCAGAAAAGCAAUUAACCGAAAGGAAGGAAUCUGUGCAAUUGGUGGCACGUCGGAGCUCUCCAGCGAAGGAACGCAGCACUCGUAUUCAGAGGAAGAAAAAUAUGCCUUUGUAAACUGGAUAAACAAAGCCCUGGAGAACGAUCCCGACUGUAGGCACGUUAUUCCAAUGAACCCCAAUACAGAUGACCUGUUCAAAGCUGUGGGAGAUGGGAUUGUGCUGUGCAAAAUGAUCAAUCUUUCUGUUCCGGACACGAUUGACGAAAGAGCCAUUAACAAGAAGAAACUCACGCCGUUCAUAAUUCAGGUACAAUGCAUUUUUGUAUCUUUACUGAAAUUCACAUUAAGACAGAAUAAUAGAAAGAUUGGCAUGAUUCAGCUCAGCAGAAAUGAAGCGCUGGCUGCCUUACUUCGUGAUGGUGAAAAUCUGGAGGACCUUAUGAAACUGUCCCCAGAAGAGCUGCUCCUAAGAUGGGCAAACUUCCACUUGGAAAACGCAGGCUGGCACAAAAUCAAUAACUUAAGUUCGGAUAUCAAGCUUACCGAUUUUGGUAAUUCAGUAAAGGACUCUAGAGCUUAUUUCCACCUUCUCAAUCAAAUUGCACCAAAAGGGCAGAAAGAAGGAGAGCCUCAGAUUGACAUUAAUAUGUCUGGUUUCAACGAGAAGGACGACUUGCGGAGAGCGGAGUACAUGCUUCAGCAGGCCGACCGGCUGGGCUGCCGGCAGUUCGUCACGCCCGCCGACGUGGUCAGCGGCAAUCCCAAACUGAACCUGGCCUUCGUCGCGAACCUAUUCAACAAGUACCCGGCACUUACCAAGCCUGAAAACCAGGAUAUUGACUGGACUCUACUGGAAGGAGAGACGCGGGAAGAACGAACCUUCCGCAACUGGAUGAACUCCCUUGGUGUGAACCCUCACGUAAAUCACCUCUAUGGUGAUCUGCAAGAUGCACUUGUAAUACUACAAUUAUAUGAAAAGAUCAAAGUUCCUGUUGACUGGAAUAAGGUUAACAAGCCUCCAUAUCCUAAGCUUGGUGCAAAUAUGAAAAAGCUAGAAAACUGCAACUAUGCUGUAGAUCUGGGAAAACAUCCAGCUAAAUUCUCCCUGGUUGGCAUUGGAGGACAGGAUCUGAAUGACGGAAACCCAACGUUGACACUAGCCUUAGUCUGGCAGUUGAUGAGAAGGUACACGCUGAAUGUCCUUGAGGACCUCGGUGAUGGUCAGAAAGCGAACGAUGACAUUAUAGUCAGCUGGGUAAACAGGACCCUGAAAGAAGCUGGCAAGUCCACUUCCAUCCAGAACUUCAAGGAUAAGACUAUCAGCACAAGCUUGGCAGUUGUGGAUUUGAUUGAUGCUAUACAGCCUGGUUGUAUCAACUAUGACCUUGUAAAGACUGGUCAUCUAUCAGAAGAUGACAAACAGAAUAAUGCUAAGUAUGCUGUGUCCAUGGCAAGAAGAAUUGGUGCCAGAGUUUAUGCCCUUCCAGAAGACCUCGUGGAGGUGAAACCGAAGAUGGUCAUGACCGUGUUUGCCUGCUUGAUGGGCAGAGGAAUGAAGCGAGUAUAAAAGGGUUGAUACACGUAAAAAAACAAAACGCAACAAAAACCCAACCUGCCACCCUGGGUGCAUGAGUAGCAGAUCAGCUGUGUCCAUGUUGAAAUGCUGUUGGCCUAGGAACUGCUGAGUUCAAAGGACUUUGUUUUGCUUUGCAAGACAAACUCUUAUCAAAUUCUCAGGGAGAGGAGUUUUAACCAACAGACUUGCUCUUUUCCCGAAGGAAAGUCUAACUUAUCAAGAGCUUACAGAAAUGCAUUCAUAGCAGACCAGCAUCUUGCAAAACUGCUCUGGAGCUGUUUUCACCUCAUUAUUUCUCAGAUGCUUGGUGCGUGUUUUUUUUUUUUUCCCCUGGUGGUUAGUAUGAGUUGUAAUGGAAAUAAACCUUAUUUCUGCCUGCAGUCCAGUUUAAUUUGUAUUAUACGGUCCAAGCAUAGUCUAGGUUCAUUAACUUUGCAAACAAAGCUACAGUGCAAGUUGGGACCUGCAGGCCAGCUCACAAUGUUAAAUGAGAAAUGUUUAUAAUUUUGAAGAUGGGUCUUCCUAUGGUAUUCUCUGUACAUGGUGCUUUUUUAUAAACCUGACUGUUUUGAUUACUUUGCGAAUAAAGCAUGGCAGUCUUUUUUUCUUAACUGCUUAUAUAAAUUUUUAAGUUAGACUACAUACGAGAAUGCCACCAUCCUUGGGCCUCUUGUAGUAACUCAGAUACCAUGUUGCUGAUGGCACAGUUGCAUCUGAGAAUGGAGAUGAAUGCAUUUUUGUAUGCAUCUUGUUUCAGUUGUGUGCACCUAGAAAAUAAUUUUUACAAAAAUCUGCAUGAAAACUAUAACUUUUUUAUUUAAAAUGCUGUUGGAUAUAAAACCAUAAUCCGUUGUGGGGAGGUUUUGUGCAGGGAAGAGGCAAAUGUUAUAAACAGCAGGGUUCAAUAAACUGAACGGUAAAUGUGCUGGAACAUAAAACUAUUUUUGCAGAUAAAAGGAGUGUUGUCGCCAAAGAAGGAAGAAGCUGUAUCCAUAGGAGUUAAUAUUAUCUUGCUUUGGCAAGCUAUUUGCUAUAUUUUGAGAUCAUAUUGCUAUUCUGAGCUAUUCAAAGUGAUGUAAUAUGGUGGCAAAGCAUUAGUUGAAAUAAAAACAUUUAAAUACAA